AUGCCAGGUCGUAGGAAAGGCCGAGACGACAGCGACAUGGGUUCGGAAAAAGACGAGACAGGGUCUUUUGAGACCUUACGAGAUGAAGCAAUGUAUUUCGUGCACGUUCAGCUGUACCAGAAGGCAGUUGAGAGUUUUACACGGGCAUCAGAGAUGAAUCCUGAAGAUAAUGUGGUGCUGGUCACUCGUGCUAAAUGUUACCUACAGCUAGGCAUGGCAGAAAAUGCCCUGGCUGAUGCAGAACAGGCACUAAGUCAUGACAAGGACUACAUCAGGGGUUUGCUGAUGAAAGCCGAAGCCUUGUACCAGUUAGGACACUUUGAGACAGCAUUGGUCUUCUUUCAUCGAGGUCACAAAUUGCGUCAGGAACUUGGAGAGUUUCGACUUGGCAUACAGAAAGCACAAGAAGCAAUUAACAACAGCAUAGGAAGUCCUUCUUCAGUGAAACUUGACACAACAGGAGACUUGUCCUUCUUUGAAAAACAAGAAAAUCCUGUAAUUGAGCCAGAACCACCGUCAGAAGAUGAAACUGAUAAGACGAAGAAGGCCCCAGCAAAAAGCUACGGUAAACCUGGUGCACAGAAGGCUACACAGAAGGAGAGGGAACGCCCGAAGAGUGCGGCUGACUCCAAGACCAUUAAACAACUCCUUGAGGAACUGUACUGUGAUAAAACUUACCUGGAGAAACUACUUAACGAUGAAAACUUGACAGGUGGAAGGUCAUACAUGGAGCGUGAAAUCAAGGAACAUAUAUAUGAAGGCCUGGACUAUCUCAACAGUCGUGCUGACUUUUGGCGCCAACAGAAACCCAUGUAUGCUCGCAAACGAGACAAAGAAAGAAUGCGUCGCAGUGGAAGGUCUCGUCCACAAGAUCGAGUCGGAUACAUCAUGCAAAGCCUAGAGGAAAUAGAUGAAGCUCAAUCUGAAGGUCGAUAUGAAACUAGUCUAAGCACAGCCAAGAAAUUGAUGAAAACAGUGAAUAGCAUGGACGAGCAAGAGCUUUCUAAUAAAUGGGAGAUUGUUGCAAACAUCCACAGCCAAAUGGGAAAUGCUUACCUGGAAAUGGGCAAAUAUUCACCUGCAAUUGAACACCAUCAAGAGGACUUGAAAUUGGCAGAGAAAUGUGGACUGGAGGAUGCUAAAUCCAGAGCCCUUGACAACAUAGGGCGAGUUUACGCCAGGAAAGGACAGUAUGAAAAAGCCAUCAAAGUAUGGGAGGAAAAAUUGCCACUCAGUAAAUCUCCACUGGAGAAAACAUGGUUAUUCCAUGAAAUCGGAAGAUGUUACCUGGAGAGUGAAAAUUAUGAAAAGGCUCGUGAUUAUGGAGAGAAGUCACUAUCAGCUGCACAGGAGGCUGAUGAUGAUGGCUGGCAGCUCCAUGCUACCGUCUUAGUGGCACAGUCAGAGGUGAAAUCAAUGGACUACCAGUCUGCUCACACCUCAUUUGAGGAAGCUUUAGAACUCGCCAAGAGAUUAGAAGACGACGCUGCUUUAACUGCAGUACAGAAAGCAUUAGAGGAGGUCAAAGAUAAAAUCGCCAAGGGUUACAGAGCUGGGGAAGAUGAGGAUGAGGGUGAUGAAGUUGAUGCCAAAAAGGUUGAUUACAGACCUGGAGAGGAUGCUGACGACAGAAAAUCUGCACAGAGCCGAGAUUCAAAGAAAGUCAAGGGUGCUGAAGAUGAAGACAAUGAAGGAAGAAAAUCACGAGCUUCUAGCAAAGCAGAUUAUGAAGAUGAUUUUGAGGAAGACAAAGCGGUUGUCAGUCCAAUAGAUGGAGUCAAGAAGAACAACACACCAACAAAACAAGUCAUCGGAGAUAAGGAGCCAGGACAUCACCGCUCUAAGGAAUCUUCAGUAAUAUGCGAUCCCGACGACUGCAAAGAAGAUGGCUGUAACGAAAACGAAUUGCAAGUUGUCGGAAUAGACAGUAAAUCUGUGAACGAUACUGCCAAGACAAAUGUUACAGACGAUGAGAUUGCGCUCACCGAGUCUCCCAUAUCACCUCCCGGUAAACAUAUAGAUGCAGAUACGUGUUUUGGUGAUGGUGGUAAAGUUGAUGAAAAUCGGGAAAAACAGCAAAUGUCAUCCGUAAACUCGGAUGAAAUGGAAGACAAAGAAGAUCCUGGUGCCAAAAGCCAAGAAAAUCAGAAGUCUUUGACCGAGACUGACAUAUCCGAGGGAACUACAACAGAAAAAAUACCGAAUGAUGAUGUCAACGUUAAAGGUAAUAGCGACAAAGCUACGCAUUCAGAGAAUCACAGCACACGUGAUUUACAUUCCGGCGAUCAGAUACAGGAAAUUGUACAUGCGGAUAAAGAAUCAAAAGAUGAUGAUAAUGAUGAUGGUGAUGUUAAAAAAACAAGUCAACCAGAAGUGCCUAACUCUAUAACUGCUAAUGCGAAAGUAGAUGAAUCCGGCAAUAAUGAGAAUGGAAAACAGAAUCAGGAUAAUCCGGAAUUCCAGCCAAAUAGAAACCAUCCGGAAGAAUUGCAGUUCAAAUAUAUCAAUGAUACAACAGGAAGUCGCCCUGGUUCGAAAGAUUCUCGGGCAUCUCCCUCUAAAUCGGGGAAAAGCCAACACAAACAUGUAGUUGUAGAGGAUCCUGUGUUAAAGAAUGAUACAGAUUCGCCAAAUGCUUCCAAAGUAAAAGACAAGAAAACUCCAAAGGGGAUGACCAGCCAACAAGAUACCAGAAAGAUACAAACUAGAUCGAAAAGUUCGGAACUAUCAAGAAAUGUGAAGCCGCGAGAAAAAGUAAUCAAACAAAAAUCUAUGGAAGAAACACUAAGGAUAAGAAAAGCAAGCAAUCAGAAGAAUGCGACGGAAGCAAUGAAGGAGAGCAAACAGCCCGAGAGAACGAUUGACAAUCAGGCACAGCCUGCGAGUGAAACACAUGCUGGAAAAUCAAAGGAAAACGAAAGGCGGAACUCAGAUGCUGAGGUUGAUGAAAGAAGACAUAGUCCGGGCAAGAAAACCAAAACAGUUGCAAUAUCUGACAUUACCAGAGAUGCAGAAGGAAAAGUGCAGGAACCUUUUAGAAACUGGAUACCACAGAAACAAAAAAGUGCCGAUAAUGUGAAGAAACGACGCAGCAGUUCAAAAGAACCACGAAGGAAAUCUGAUAUAUCCCCGUAUGGCGUCCCAGCUGUAACAACCCUGCUUAAUAGAAAGGCCACUGUGCAAUCUCCAGUACUCAAUACACAAAGAUCACAAACAUCUGUUACAAAAUCUAAAAGGAAAAGUAAUGAUUCUGUCCGAUCUGACUCUUCACCAGGGAAGAUCAGCACUAGGAGAUCAACGCCAGACAAAUCCAGAGACACAUUACAGGGUUAUACAUCACCAAAUCCUAUUGAUAAAGCAAGGGAAAAGAAAAUACAAGAAGAACUGGCGGUAUCUAAAACAUCAUUUGUUAAGAUUCAGGAGAAAUCUUUAGCAACAGAGCCAACUGGAUCCGCAUACAACAUUGUAGAACCUGAUGUGUCUCCGCCAGGUCGGGAUGGUGUUAAAGAGGAGAUAAUCGAUAAAGCUCCAACCUCACCGACCCGUCGUUCAGAGGGUUCGGGUAGACGUUCAGUUCAGACAGCAUCACCGCAAAAGCGCUCACCUAUUCAUUCGCCAACAAAACGAUCUCUCGCCGGCUCACCGACAAAGCGUUCUGCCCAGCCAUCCCCUUCUAAAAUGUCGCAAUCUUCUCGGCGACAAACGUACUCACCAACAAAACAAUCGCGGGAAGUCUCGUUCAAAGAGGGGUCGGCUAAGGGCUCGGCAAAGGGGUCUAUGAAAGGGUCAGCCAAGGGAUCGGCAGGUGGCAGGUCAGCGCCAGGUAGUGCCCAGCAGAGAGCAUCACCUGCCGCAGGUUCUGUUGUUGAAUCGGCGAGAGGAUCGGCAAAAGGAUCCGUAGGAGGAAUCUCGGAAACGAAAGGAGGUUGUUAG
This is a messenger RNA of Ylistrum balloti, 3933 nucleotides long. Its product is annotated as muscle M-line assembly protein unc-89-like. Gene Ontology annotation, cellular component: cytoplasm. Gene Ontology annotation, molecular function: protein binding. Bases 1 to 3933 code for a protein of 1310 amino acids. The record is from RefSeq and is a predicted model, not a curated record. Lineage: Eukaryota; Metazoa; Mollusca; Bivalvia; Pectinida; Pectinidae. The transcript is spliced from 15 exons.